AUGGAGCGACCGACCGCUCAGCCGACAAUCGAACAUGCAUUCGACUCAAGGCAGCAGCAGCAGCAAACGGAAGCGACCAACCCCCGCGCUUGCUUCAAUAUGGCAACCAGAGGACUUGCUUUUGGUGUGCCGCUUCUGCUGCUGCUCUGCGUGAUGUAUCGCAUCGAGUUGGCACAGGCAGUCAAUGCAUGUGGCACUGGCGGCGUUUGCGAUUGCUCGUCGGGAACGACAGUCAAUUGCAUGAACAAGAAUCUCACCGAGAUUCCAACCGCAGUCCCAGUUGCGACAACGAUGCUGUAUCUGCAGAACAACAAGAUCACCAGCAUUCCUGCAAAUGCAUUUCCAGGCCUGACUCGCGUCACAAACCUAAUUCUGUUCAGCAACCAGAUCACGAGCAUUGAUGCCUCUGCAUUCACAGGUCUGACUGCGGUAGCACAAUUGAAUCUGUAUGGCAACCUGAUUACCAGCUUUUCCGAGAAUGCAUUCACAGCUCUCACUGCGUUGCAAUACUUAUAUCUGCACGACAACGACAUUACUGCGUUUCCCUCCUCUGCAUUUGCAGGCCUGACUCGGCUGAAUUACAUAGGGAUGUCCGGCAACCAGUUGUCCAGCAUUCCCUCCAAUGCAUUUUCAGCUGUACCUUCGCUGACACAAUUGGAUUUGACAACCAACCAGAUCACCAGCAUUCCUGCCACUGCAUUCACUGGCCUGACUGCGUUGACUUUCCUGAAUCUGUACUUCAACGUGAUCACCAGCAUUUCUGCAAACGCGUUCACAGGGCUGACAGCGUUGACAACCAUCUAUCUGAAUCUCAACAGGAUCACCGAAAUACCUGCAAACACAUUCACGGGUCUUUCUGUGCUGACUUAUCUGCCUUUGGAGGGCAAUCGCUUCACCACUUUGCCGCCCGGUCUGUUCAAGGGCUUGCCAAAUAGCUUGACUUUGUCGCAGACACACCCCCCAUACCUGUACCCCAACAACUUUACCUUUAAUGGCAACAAUGUCGCUCCGCCCAGCACAUAUGGCACUGUAGCCGCUCCAUACAAGUGUGAUACCGCCUGUGCCACCUGCUAUGCUACUGGGUCCAGUUCGUGUUGCGCGACCAAUUGCUUGUACUGCUCUUCAUCCGCUGUGUGCACUCAGUGCUAUGAAGGUUAUGUUCCGAUGAGUGGAUCAUGCGUGUCGCUCGCUUCCGCCGCUUCAGCUUCCGUCGCUUCCGUCGCGUCUGCUGAAGUCGCUUCCGUCUCUUCCGCUUCAGCCGCAUCUGAUGCGACUGCCUCUACCGCCUCUGCGUCGAUUGCUUCCCUUGUGUCCGCCGCUUCUGCUCUGUCGGCGUCCCAUGCUUCCCUUGCUACUGAAGUUUCAGCUUCUGUUGCAUCUGCUGCCAGCGCCUCAUCAGAAUCUGUCGCAUCUGAGGUUUCUGCUACCUCGGCAUCCUUUGCUUCCCUUGCGACCGCAUCAUCUGCUUCCAUUGCAUCUGCUGCCAGCGCUUCUUCAGAAUCUGCUGCUUCGGAAGUCUCCGCUACCUCAGCAUCCAUCGCUUCCAUCGCUGCUGCAUCUUUAGCUUCCGUUGCAUCAGCUUCCAGCGAGUCGUACGCAUCUCUCGCUUCCGAUGUUUCCGCGACCUCGGCGUCCUUUGCUUCCCUCGCCACAGAGUCCUCAGCCUCUGUUGCCUCUGAGGCGUCUGCAUCAGCUGCUAGUGCAUCAUCAGCAUGGCAGACAUCUGCUGCAUCUGCUGCGUCCAAUGCUCCAAACGAGUCAAGUGAUGCAUCGUCUGGACCGAUUAUUGGCGGAGUGAUUGGUGGCGUGUUUGCCCUCCUCUUGCUGGUUGCGUUGAUCGUGGCCCUUCGACGCCGUCGCUCACCUAAUGCCUUCGUGCCCAUUAGCACGGCCAACAAACUACGCGAAUCUGCAUCUGGCACGGAACCGACCUACCAGUCUGUUGAUCACAGGGCGUCCAAUGUUGCGAAUCCCACAUACGCAGCUGUGUCUGCUCCUGGAGAGCACGACUUGUACGAAGAUGUCGGCUCAAAGCCCCAGGCUCCUUCUGUCGGUUCGUCGGAACAGGUGUAUGCCGAAGCAUCUGCGGUUGCAUCCAUUACAGCGCAAGCAUCGGGUAGCGGCGUCGAGUACGCGGAUCCUUUGCUGCCUAACGCAUCGUCUGCUCGUGCGCCGCCCACGUUCUCGCCCACCCCUUACGCAGCAGUGACUGUCGCACCCUCCUCGCAGACCGAGCAGGCUGAGAAUGUCGACUACGCCGAACUCAAAAACUAG
Capsaspora owczarzaki ATCC 30864 is the source of this 2274-nucleotide messenger RNA. RefSeq lists its product as hypothetical. The record is from RefSeq and is a predicted model, not a curated record. Lineage: Eukaryota; Filasterea; Ministeriida; Capsasporidae. Gene Ontology annotation, cellular component: plasma membrane. Gene Ontology annotation, molecular function: protein binding. The coding region runs from base 1 to 2274 and encodes 757 amino acids. The transcript has 12 exons.